Molecule: messenger RNA, 1548 nt
Organism: Suillus subaureus
Lineage: Eukaryota; Fungi; Basidiomycota; Agaricomycetes; Boletales; Suillaceae
Product: major facilitator superfamily domain-containing protein
Exons: 12
Coding region: 1-1548 (515 amino acids)
Biological process (GO): transmembrane transport
Molecular function (GO): transmembrane transporter activity
Source: RefSeq, a predicted model, not a curated record
AUGGCCGACUCAUCUAGGGCAUCAACUCGAACUGCCUCUACCACCGCUCAACCUGAGCAGAGUAACAAGGAGAAUGCCUCUACUAUCGCUCUUGACAACAAGUCCAGCCCAGACCCAUUUCUAGUCCAGUUCGAUGAGGGUGACUCAGCCAAUCCAAAGAACUGGUCUUUUGCCAAAAAGUGGUACCUCACCCUUGCUGGCGGUCUCCUGGUCCUCAAUGCCACCUUCUCGAGUAGCGCACCAUCUGCUCUGGUACCUACUUUCAUGGAGGAAUUUGGGAUAUCCCAGGAGGUCGGGACGUUGACUGUUUCGCUUUUCGUGUGCGGUUACUGUGUUGGCCCUUUGGUUUGGGGACCGUUAUCGGAACAGUACGGACGACGCCCAAUAUUCAUUAUAUCUUUCUUCAUAUACAUGUGCUUCCAAAUUGGAUGUGCUUUGUCGCAGAAUAUCACAUCCAUUUUGAUUUUCCGUUUCCUUGGAGGUACAUUCGCAGCUGCCCCUCUAGCAAAUUCAGGUGCGCUUAUAUCAGACAUCUGGGACGCAAGGGGACGCGGCACUGCUCUUGCGGUUUUCACUGUGGCUCCGUUUGCUGGACCAGGUAUUGGACCAGUAGUAUCAGGAUACCUUAUUCUAGCUGGUGUCUCAUGGCACUGGCUUUUUUGGAUAUUGACUAUUUUUGCAAGUCCUGCGGGAGUCUGCUGGCUGCAGAUUGUUUUCACGAUUCCUGAGACAUAUAGUCCGGUGCUUCUUGCCAAGAAAGCUAAAGAGAUGCGGAAGCGCACUGGAGACGAGAGAUACCAUGCUGCCAUUGAAUCACAAAACAUGACACUCUCACAGCGCGUGGAAACCAUUCUUGCUCGGCCUUUCAAAGUUCUCUUUCGUGAACCGAUGUUGAUUGCUAUAACUCUGUAUAUGAGCUUUGUCUACGGCUGUAUAUACCUGCUUUUUGAGGCCUAUCCCGUGGUUUUCACCAAGGGGCAUAACUUGGAUGCGGGUGUGUCUGGACUCGUGUUCCUUCCGCUGCCCAUUGGCGGGUUUAUUGCGGUUGCAACGUACAUUCUCUUUCUAAACCCAGAUUACGAGCGCAAAGCUCAGGAAUGCGCACCAAACCCUGUGCCACCAGAGUUCAGAUUGAGGGUCGCCAUGAUCUCAGCGCCAUUCUUUGCCAUAUCGUUCUUUUGGUUUGCGUGGACAUCCUUUCCUAGUAUUUCGAUGUGGGCCCCGAUGAUGUCGGGUGCAUUGCUCGGAUGGAGCAUUUGCUUGAUAUUUCUUGCCCUGUUUAACUACAUCAUUGAUGCAUAUCUGGCUAUCGCUGCGUCGGCGCUAGCUGCAAGUACUGUCGUUCGCAGUCUGUUCGGCGCUGGAUUUCCUCUCUUCGCCACUCAGAUGUACGACAGACUUGGCCCCGAAUGGGCUUCGACGCUACUUGGUUUCAUCGCUCUGAUCAUGAUGCCAAUUCCCUUCGUACUGUCAAGAUAUGGACCAAUAUUGAGAUUCAAGUCGAAAUAUGCUCCAUCCGGACCAUUACCUUCAAGCUCCCCAGCAUAA